GGAGUAGUAAGCAUCAACAUGGCACCAUCACAAUGAUUCAGAGUUUACAGAUCACUUAUCAAUGAAUGCAUCUCCAACACCACUCCACUUAUCUUCCCAACAUCAAGAAUCAAGAAUCAAGAAUCCUUCCUCUCUCUCUCUCACUCACACACACACACAAGUUGACAACAAAUACUUUUCUUCUUUUACAGUUGGUAGUCAUAGCACCUGAAUAACAUCGCCGGUCGGGUAAAUUUACUAGACAUCUAUAACAUCACCAUCUUCCUUCGCACCACCUGUUUUGGUGUUGUCUCCUACAAUAUCUUCUUCUACCCUUCAACCCCUUUUCACCCUUCGUCUCAUCUUCCUCUUUCUCCCUACAUAAUACUAUUACAACAACGAACCCCUUUUCUUUUCUUCACAUCUUCUUCUAGUUUUCAUCCAAGCAGAAAGUAUGAAGUACCAGCCAAGUUUCUGUUUUACAGAGUAUUCAAGAUUUGUAUGUCAGCUUAUUGAAUGUCCGAAUGAAACAAGUUCAAAUGGUCCCAAAGGAGUAGCAUUUGUUGUUGUGUCAAUUGUCUUUAUUUACAUUUUUAGUGGAUAAUCGUGGUUCAUAAUCUCAACAACUUACAUUUUAAUCACCUGAAUAUUAGUUAACAAGUUUUACUUAUAGUUUUCAUGGAUUCUGCUCCAUUACUUUCUGUCCUUAACGAGGAUCUUCUUAUCAGAAUUCUGUCUUUUAUUUCCCAUGAUCCCGACCGCAAAGCUUUCCGUUUAGUAUGUAAAACAUUUCUUCGAGUUGACUCGUUCCACCGUACCCAUCUUCGGAUUCUUCGUCCUGAGUUCAUCAAUACUCUUCUCUCAAAAUUCCCACGUAUUUACUCUCUUGACCUCUCCGCCUGCCCGCAAAUUGACGACGGAGCUGUUGCCAUGCUGGUGGGUAAUGGGUUGCUGCCAGAUUGGUGUAGGAGGUUGAAGAGGCUGGUUCUGAGUCGAAGUACUGGGUUGAAAUCAGCGGGGUUGGAGAUGUUGAUCAGGUCUUGUCCUCUUUUGGAGGCUAUUGAUGUGUCUUAUUGUUGGAGUUUUGGUGAUAGAGAAGCUGCAGCUUUAUCUUUUGGUGGGUCUUUAAGGGAUGUAAAGAUGGAUAGGUGUUUGGGUCUUACUGAUGUUGGUUUGGCCAAAAUAGCAAUUGGCUGUCAAUGCUUAGAGAAACUUUGCUUGAAAUGGUGUAUUGAAAUUACUGAUCUUGGGAUUGAUCUUUUGUCCAAGAAAUGUAGAGAACUGAAGGAGCUCGACAUUUCCUACUUAAAAGUUACUAGUAUGUCGCUGCGUUCUGUAAGCAGUAUGGAGAAGUUGGAGCAUUUGGCUAUGGUUGGGUGCGGCAUUGUGGACGAUGAAGGACUGCAUUAUCUUGGAAAAGGGUGUCCUUCUCUUCAGGCGCUGGAUGUAUCAAGGUGUGACAGACUAAGCUCAUCUGCCUUAGCUUUCCUGAUUAAUGGACAUCCUUCGAUGCUACAGAUAUACGCUAGUCACUGUUUCCAUGAGUUUCCUACUAAAGUCGUCCAAGGGCUGAAGGACCUAAAGAAUCUGAAAACACUCAUACUUGAUGGAGCACCAGUUUCUGAAUCAUUAUUCAAGAUCAUUAAUUUCAAUUGCAAGUAUUUGAUUGAAAUAGGGCUUGGAAAAUGCAAAGGAGUAACUGACAAGGGCAUUUUCCAGCUGGUAUCAGGGGGUGUUAAUUUAAAUAUCUUGAAUCUCACAUGCUGCAGCGAACUUACAGAUGAUGCAAUAUCAGCUAUAGCAGAUUCUUGCCGGAGUGUUUUGUGCCUCAAGUUGGAGUGCUGCAACUCAGUCACAGAGAAGAGCCUAUAUCUCCUGGGAUUACACUGUUCCUUCCUCGAGGAACUUGAUCUUACUGAUUGUUUUGGAGUCAAUGAUAAAGGACUUUAUUACCUGUCUAAAUGUACAAAGCUUGUAUGUCUAAAGUUGGGAUUAUGUGCUAACAUAACCGACAAGGGGCUGUACUAUGUUGCUAGAAAUUGCAGCGAGAUUCGUGAACUUGAUCUAUACAGGUGCAAAGGAAUUGGUGAUGAUGGACUCUAUGCUGUAUCAAGUGGUUGCAAAAGAUUGCAGAAGUUGAACUUGUCUUAUUGCAGCGAGAUCACUGAUAGAGGAAUUGAGUGUCUUGGCCAUCUACCAGAGCUCUCUGACCUUGAGAUGCGGAGUCUUUUAAAUGUCACAGGCACUGGUUUAACAGCACUUGCUACUCGGUGCAAGAGACUUGCUGAAUUGGAUUUGAAAGACUGUGCUAACAUUGAUGAUUCAGGUUUCAUGGCUCUUGCUUAUUACUCUAGGAAUUUGCAACAGAUUAAUCUGAGUCAUUGUUCAAUCUCGGAUGUGGGUCUGUGCAUGGUGAUGGGGAACUUGACACGCUUGCAGGAUGCUAAGCUUGUAAACCUUUAUAACGUUUCAACCAAUGGCUUUGAGGUUGCUCUUCGGGCUUCCUGUGUUCGGCUGAAAAAAGUUAAGUUGAUUGCCUCCAUGAGACUACAACUUACGCCGGACAUAGUUCAGACAUUGAGGGCUAGAGGUUGCAGGAUUAGGUGGGAUUAAGGUACAAUACUCAGCAGUACAUGACAAUAUAUGUUUGCAAUGCCCCCACUUAAUUACAUGAAUGAGGUUCUAUCGAUGCAUUUGUGCUGUUGAACCUAAAACUUCUCCCAUUACAUCAGUAAGUAGAAAUUUUCCAUCAUGUUGUUUGUAAGUCCAUUAAGAGUUUUGCGCGGUUUUUGACUCUUCAUCUGUGUCGAUUCAUUGUGUAAACUUCAUAUGUACCCUUUUGCCAUUUUGCGCGCUUGCUUGUUGUCUG
Messenger RNA from Capsicum annuum, 2848 nucleotides. RefSeq names its product F-box/LRR-repeat protein 3. The transcript has 7 exons. The coding region runs from base 658 to 2592 and encodes 644 amino acids. The record is from RefSeq and is a predicted model, not a curated record. Lineage: Eukaryota; Viridiplantae; Streptophyta; Magnoliopsida; Solanales; Solanaceae. Gene Ontology annotation, cellular component: SCF ubiquitin ligase complex. Gene Ontology annotation, biological process: SCF-dependent proteasomal ubiquitin-dependent protein catabolic process. Gene Ontology annotation, molecular function: protein binding.